Mytilinidion resinicola is the source of this 345-nucleotide messenger RNA. RefSeq lists its product as uncharacterized. The record is from RefSeq and is a predicted model, not a curated record. NCBI's taxonomy places the organism in Eukaryota, Fungi, Ascomycota, Dothideomycetes, Mytilinidiales, Mytilinidiaceae. The coding region runs from base 63 to 242 and encodes 59 amino acids. The transcript has a single exon.
CACGCUGCGACUUAGCGCCAAUACUCGAGUUGCAGCACUACAACCUAGGAUCAACAACUUAUAUGCCAGUAACGUAUCAGGAUAGCAUGCUAAUACAGGAGGAAGUAACAGGUAGUGCAACAGCAGUGCUGCAGCACGGUAUUAGUACUGCAUUAAGUAAUAGGAUGUCACCAGCAACGUAUCAAGAGAGCUGCCACGUUAAGCUCCCGGGGGUGGCCCCCCUUCCUUCUCCUAGUAUAUAAACAACGAGCUAGACACCUAUAGAAAUCAGAGUUCAGAGCCAAUUUCAACCUGAGUCCAAUGGUGUACCUCAGCUCUUCCAUCGUUCGAUUUGGGAACAAACCC